Molecule: messenger RNA, 2157 nt
Organism: Lasiosphaeria miniovina
Lineage: Eukaryota; Fungi; Ascomycota; Sordariomycetes; Sordariales; Lasiosphaeriaceae
Exons: 5
Coding region: 1-2157 (718 amino acids)
Biological process (GO): regulation of DNA-templated transcription
Molecular function (GO): DNA-binding transcription factor activity, RNA polymerase II-specific; zinc ion binding
Source: RefSeq, a predicted model, not a curated record
AUGAGUGACUACUACCACCACUUCCUGUCCUCCAUGGCAGGAGUUGGCGGCCAUCCAAACGCAAACCAACUGGAUGGCUCUCAGUCAAUACCACCUCCUCCAGUAGUUCCCAUGGGAGGCUCCCAACUCUCCAACCCCUACCAGAGUCUAGGAUAUUUCACAGGCUUCCCCGACCCGGUCAUGUUCAACGCGCCGAAGUCACAGAGAAGCAGGCGAAAAUCCGCGCCCGGACUAGACCACAUCAAGCACCGGCGCACGAGAUCUGGCUGCUAUACUUGCAGGAGCCGGCGAGUGAAGUGCGACGAAAACCACCCCAUCUGUGAAAGAUGUAGGAAAGGGAAACGAGAGUGCAUCUAUCCUGAGCCGCCACCGCCAAAAGGAUCUGGCAGCGUCGGUUCAAGAGACUCGGCCGGCCCAAGCCAGCAGACGAGCCCGAGCUCUUCCCACGGCGAUGACGACGACGAUGGAGACGACCAAGACUCGAAGCUGGAUCCCAUCAUGGACGAAGACGAGGACGAGCCCGAGAGCGCCACUUCGCAAUCAUCAGCGCAGAACUUCCCCCUCCUCCGGAGAUCGAGCACAACGUCGUCGUUUGGACUCCAGCGUGUAGGGUCAGGGCACCGCCACGGUUCAGAAACACCCUCUUUUGACGCAAACAAGGGCUCUUCGUCGCCUUCGGCGUCGACCAGCGUUGUCGGCAACCUCACACCCGCUCUGCUGCAUCUUUCCGACACUGCACUCCCCAGUCCGGGCUUGCGGCCGGACUGGUCCCUUCUACCACACGAGCUUCAAUUCUACCUGGGCUACUUUUGCGAGACCAUCACAAACUACCACUACUGCAUAGUCAGUGACGCGGACGACUUCUUCCGGACGAUCUUGUUGGGGAUGGCGAUCCGCAACGAAGCGCUUCUUUAUGCCGUGGUGGGGUUUUCCGCAUACCACCACGCCCUAGCGAAGCCAAACGGUCGGAUGGACGAGUUCUUGCUGUACUACAACCGCAGCGUGACGCUUCUCUUGACUUUUCUGAAAAGAAAGGAGAAGCACAGCGUGGCGACGUUAUUGACAGUACUACAGCUUGCUACGAUAGAGGAGUAUCUGGGCGACUGGGUCAACCUCAUGGGACACCAAAAAGCAGCUUUCGAGAUCCUCACUCAGCUCUUCACGCCGCAGUCGAUUAUGCAAACUUCUAUGGGCCGCAUGGUACUGAAGUGGUACGCACGAUUCGAUGUCUUUAUUGGUAUCAUGGGGAGCUUCGAGACGACGCUCCCGCGGGAGUGGUUCUCGGCGUCUAUCGAAUACUACGAUGGCAUGGCAGCAGUCGAGCUCGAAAACGUGAGCUGGAAGAUCGAUGCAUGCGCCUCACGACUGCGCCUCAUAUCAAUGGAGAUGUCUCUCCUAUUUGGAAAAGGGGCAAAGCAGGACGUCUCCGAGGACGAGUAUGUCGUCGAGCACCAGAGACUAUCCGUGGCUCUCGACAACUGGAAAGAGAACUGGGACCCUGCAUUGAAGGACCCAGACUUUCUCGUAACUGAGUUUGCCAGCAACCGUACCCCAGACCCAAACGACAUUGUGAGCCCAUUUACGCCGGGAGUGCUCUUCGGGCCGCCGCUAUUUGCCUCAACUAUCCUCACAUGCGAGUGGCACUCUAUCGCGUUGAUGCUCGGGAGCCAGGCAGCUUCUGAAAUGACAGAGUCGUCCCGAGCGAGCAUGAUGGAGCAUGCGUACGCGAUCUGUCAGAUCUGCGAGGCGGUGGAAUUCUGGCCUCUCAGUCCCGCCGGGAGUCUGAUCAUACUGCAUCCCUGUGUAGCCAUCGCAGCGCUCUUCGUCAAGCGGGAUGCGAGGCACCAUAUGUGGAUUAGGAAGAAGCUUGCAUUGCUCGAGGUUAUGGGGUACAUAUCGCCGGCCACAAUGCGUGCGCGCAUGGCGGAACUAUUCCUCGACGAGAGCUGUAUCCGAUGGUGGCUUCCAAACGACGAAGGGUUCUCACCAAUCCUGCAAAACAUCCGGGCUUUUGCAGACGAACGCAAUGCCAUGGCCGUCUCAGCACAGAGCGAGAACCUGCGGCAGAUUCGACAUGUAUUCUCACGCAUGCGACUUGGACGAGGAGCUAGCAUUCCCGAGGGGGGCGGCGGUAACAAUGAUGACGAGGCAGCUUGA